UUUUGCGCAAAUGAUGCUGAUACAUUUGUGGAAGCUUGCAAGCUUUGUGUGGGACAUUGUGAAGCAGUAGAUUUAAAUAUAGGAUGCCCACAAGCUAUAGCUCGCCGUGGUCAUUAUGGUUCUUUUCUACAAGAGGAAUGGGAAUUGCUUGCAAAUAUGGUUUCCAGAGCUUCAAAAGAAGCAAAAAUACCAAUAACUUGUAAGAUUAGAGUCUUUAAAGAUGUUGAAAGGACUAUAAAGUAUGCUCAAAUGUUGGAAAAAGCUGGGUGUCAGCUUCUUACAGUUCAUGGUCGUACGAGGGAACAAAAAGGUCCAUUAACAGGAUUGGCUAGCUGGGAACAUAUCAAAGCUGUUAAGCAAAAUUUAAGAAUACCAAUAUUUGCUAAUGGCAACAUACAGUACCUUUCAGAUGUUCAUAGGUGCUUGAUAGAAACUGGUGUUGAUGGAGUUAUGAUUGCUGAGGGCAGCUUACACAAUCCAGCUUUAUUUAGAGGUUUGGCUCCAACAGUGUGGGAAAUGGCUUUGGAAUACUUAGAGCUCGUCAAACUUUAUCCUUGUCCAACUUCAUAUGUACGUGGACAUUUGUUUAAAUUAUGUCAUCAUUGCUUGUUAUUGGAUGAAAAUAAAAAUAUUAGGCAAAAAGUAGCUGUUGCUAAUUGUAUUGAAGAGUUUAGAAUAGCUGUCAUUGAAUUGAAAGACAAAUAUGAGAAUUUUUUGAAGAACAGUGAAAAUCACACAAAUUGUUUGAAAGAUUAUGGUUUACCAGAUCCACCUUGGAUUUGCCAGCCAUACGUGAGGCCAGAUCCUGUUGCCUCUGCUCAGAAGGUAAAAAAGGAAAAAUCUGCACCUGAAAAUGAGAUCGCACCAUGUGGCAUUAAACGACAAAACUGUGAUAACUCAUUAUCUAAGAAAAAGCUCAAGAAAUUGUUAAAAAAUCCUCGAAAACAAUUUUCUAUCAAAAAAGCUUUUGAUGUUUGUUCUCUUUGUCCCAAUCCAAAAGGAACAAAAUGCACAUACCAACUUUGUAAGUCUUGCUGCAGAGAUAAAUCCUUCAAAGAAAACUUGGAUUGUUCAGGACAUAGAUUUAGUUUCAAAACGAAGAUGGAGAAAUCUGAUCAGGAAGCACAUUGUAAACUUCCUAAGGAAUUUGAUGUACAAUCAGCUAACUGUGAUAAUUUUAAAGAUGAUUGCUUAUGACAAAUUGCUUUUUGUUCAUAAAUUUUAUAUAUUUGAUAUGAAUUCUAUUAUUAAAAUUUAUGCUGUUACUAUC
Molecule: messenger RNA, 1270 nt
Organism: Parasteatoda tepidariorum (common house spider)
Lineage: Eukaryota; Metazoa; Arthropoda; Arachnida; Araneae; Theridiidae
Gene: Dus1
Product: Dihydrouridine synthase 1
Biological process (GO): tRNA processing
Molecular function (GO): tRNA dihydrouridine synthase activity; flavin adenine dinucleotide binding
Source: RefSeq, a predicted model, not a curated record